Messenger RNA from Mollisia scopiformis, 1854 nucleotides. RefSeq lists its product as uncharacterized. Gene Ontology annotation, molecular function: zinc ion binding; DNA binding; DNA-binding transcription factor activity, RNA polymerase II-specific. Bases 1 to 1854 code for a protein of 617 amino acids. The record is from RefSeq and is a predicted model, not a curated record. Gene Ontology annotation, biological process: regulation of DNA-templated transcription; DNA-templated transcription. The transcript has 5 exons. Lineage: Eukaryota; Fungi; Ascomycota; Leotiomycetes; Helotiales; Mollisiaceae.
AUGUCUUCUCCACCACCAAGAAAGCGAGUCACACAAGCGUGCCAGCCUUGUGGGCUAAAGAAGGUCAAGUGUGACGGUGUCUAUCCCGUAUGUAGCCCUUGUCAAAACAAGGGACUAAGCUGUGCCUAUGGAGUUUCGAAACGAAGGCAAGUGGUGACACGGGUGCACCCCAUCCAUGGACCGAGAAAUCUACAGUCACGUCAGUCACUCUCCAACAUGUCUCCGGGAGGGUCAAGUGAGCACGUGCAGGCGUCCAGUGGCUACAUUACGAGUGAUUCUACAGCACCUGAGUUGUCAUAUAAAUCGCGAAUCACUCUUGGUAUGAUAUCUGGAGCGGCCUCCACACGACUACUUCAGACAUAUUUCAAUUGUCUACAUCCUCUCUGGCCAAUUCUGUACAAGCCACUUUACUCGUCAUCUGAUUAUGCAAAUCCUACCAAUAUGAUGGCUCCUGCUUUGGUUGCUGCUAUAUUCGCUAUCGCUUCUUGCGUGGACGGACCUCAGCAAUACACCACGAACACAAUCGUGCAGAAGUUUCCAGAGCCAAUUCAAUUUUUCGAGGAAGCAUUGAAUCUGCUUCAGCUUAGCGAUGCUGGGGGCACAAACCGCAGCCUUGCCAAUGCCCUGACUCCAUCUAUCACGAAUUGUCAAGUGCUGACAAUUUUAUCACUACAGCAGCAUGGUGUCGCUGAAUACUCCCGGGCAGCGAUUCUCUGCGGCCUCGCAUCGGCAAUGGCCAUCGAGCUGCGUAUACAUAGGCCAUGCGAGUCUGAGGAUCCUAUAAAACGAGAGAUCCAGUCUCGACUCUGGUGGAACCUCUAUAUCUUGGAGAAGAUGAUGUCCACUGAAAUGGGAAGGCCCGUACUGCUCAGGUCGGAAGAAUCGGAUUGUCCCUUCCCGUCAGUUGCAGAGGCAGACGAGUUCGAGUUGAUGUCCGCUCAGAGUGCAUCUCAGGGCACUGCAGCUCACCUGAGAAGUGUGCCAACCAAGCUACGAACGAUCUCCGGCCUCCACUCAACGAUCAAGCUUUCCGCCCUCAUCGAACGAAUUUCAAGGGAAAUCUAUGGCAUCUCGGCACGAACAGUUAUCCGCGGUAACCAGAAUGAAGGAGAGGCAAAGAGAAUGCAGUUGUGGUUUGCACUGCAAGGAUGGGAGAGGGAAAUGGAAGGAUCUCCAUUGAAGCUUGACUUGAGCAAGGAGUUGACCUCUGUUCCUGCAGCAGUCACCAAUUAUGUGAUUAUGUGGCAUGCUACCAUUUUGCUCCAUCGCCCUUUCAUCGCCAGAUGGUCUUUGAACACAGGAGGCACGGACUCCGCCAAUCCACUUGACGUCUGUUUACAAGCUGCGAAUAACAUUUGCUUAGUUUUGGAAAAGUACUUUAAUCGCCUGCUGGGAUUGCCUUGUGAUAUGAUCUUUAGUGUAUUUACAGCUGCUAGUAUGCUAUUGUAUCAGUCAAAGCAGCGUCAGGAUGCAAGUGGGGAGUAUCGACCGAGACUCAGGCUUUGUGUUCAUUGGCUCUCUGUGUUGGGGAAGUCCUGGAAAAGUGCAGGUGCAAGGCAUCAAUUGCUAUCCGACAUGUUCGAUCUCCCUAAGCAUCUUGACGAUCAAUGGCCCAACAAUACCACUGAACAACCUCAGCCUCAGACUACUGACCAGCAGCCUCGCUGGACAGCUGUUCCACAACACGCAGCUGGAGAUGUCCCUAUAAGUAAUGCACCGACGCAAUCACCGGAAGACUGGACCUUCUUACGAGACUUCGGAGACCCGACUGAUGAAUUUUACGAGCUUGAUGUGCAACUCCGAGGCCUGCUCGAUGGCGGUUUUGAUCCGGCGGCGUUCAGCUUUAGUGGCUAA